Molecule: messenger RNA, 842 nt
Organism: Penaeus vannamei (Pacific white shrimp)
Lineage: Eukaryota; Metazoa; Arthropoda; Malacostraca; Decapoda; Penaeidae
Source: RefSeq, a predicted model, not a curated record
AAACAUACCAAACAUCGUGUACAUAAAAUAAAGACCAAAACAAAGACCGACAGAGAAAGAAAACGGAAAAAGACCCUUCACAUCCUUCGCAGUCUUGCCUUUGUCUUCACGCAUCGCCCUAUCUUCCAUUUCCAGAAAAAAAAGCCACAAUGAGCGAGGACAAAGCCGAGGCGAAGAAGACUGGCGAGGACACAGCCGCCAUCACGACCUACGACGACCUCAACGACCUCGCAGGAUCACAGGACAUACGGACGCUUCUGAUCCUCGUCUUGAUCUCCUUCGGAACAUUUAUCAACCCACUCCAGACAAUUAAUUACCAGUUCUUGGGUGCCACUCCGGACUACUGGUGCCACGUUCCCGCUCUGGUGGAUGCCAACUGGACUCAAGAACAGAUCCUAAGUCUAGCUAUUCCCAAUGGGAACACCAGUAGCCAACGCAGUAGUUGUGUCAUGUACGACUACAAUUUCACUUUAGCGGCUGAGUUGGGCUUCGAAGUGGCCGCCUCGAGUCCAGAGUUCUCCCUCGAGGAUGGCGAGGAGGUCAGGACAGUGAAGUGCUCCUCGAGGGAUUUCGACAGGAACCAGUACGAGUCAACGGUCGUCACGGAGUGGGAUCUGGUAUGCGAGCGCCGUGUUUUGUACUCGACAACUCAGGCUGUCAGUCAGGUGGGAACUCUGCUUGGCUCGCUUGUGGUCGGCUACCUCUAUGAUGUGCAGAGCAAAGACAACUACGGGCACUUCUUAUCUCAUAUUAUAACCACAGCCUUCGUGAUUCCUCAUAGUAAAGACGAAACCUGCCAAGAUGACCUGUCAAAGACUGGGUGGAUCUUCCGAUCGGCGUAG